Sciurus carolinensis (gray squirrel) is the source of this 537-nucleotide messenger RNA. RefSeq names its product PLAC8 like 1 (gene Plac8l1). Lineage: Eukaryota; Metazoa; Chordata; Mammalia; Rodentia; Sciuridae. The transcript is spliced from 4 exons. The coding region runs from base 1 to 537 and encodes 178 amino acids. The record is from RefSeq and is a predicted model, not a curated record.
AUGAAUUGGUUUGGACAUUACUUUUCUAAGUUUUCCAAGGAUGUUUCCUUACUCAAUGUACCCUCACCUCUGCUAUUUUCACUCAUAUCCUCUGAAGAUGAACAUUUUAUAUCAAACUUGAGGAGCCAUGUACCAGCCCGUGCUGUGGUGAAGCAACCUGUUCGUGGAGCCAGUGGCAGGACCACCAUCACGGCGAUUGUUCAGACUGGUGGGGACUGGAGCACCGGCCUCUUCAGUGUGUGCAGAGAUAGGAGAAUUUGCUUCUGUGGUCUGUUUUGUCCACUGUGUCUUGAGUGUGACAUCGCCAGGCACUAUGGAGAGUGUCUUUGUUGGCCUUUGUUACCUGGGUCUACCUUUGCACUGAGAAUUGGCACCAGAGAGAGACAUAAAAUACAGGGCACGCUGUGUGAGGACUGGUUUGUGGUGCACUGCUGUUGGCCUUUUUCCAUCUGUCAGGUGGCCCGGGAACUCAAGAUGAGAACCUCUCAACUCUACGAAAUCUGUGCAGUCCCUUCAAGUAAGGACACUCUGGUUUGA